Messenger RNA from Bombus huntii, 5992 nucleotides. RefSeq lists its product as uncharacterized. The transcript is spliced from 9 exons. Bases 2859 to 5399 code for a protein of 846 amino acids. The record is from RefSeq and is a predicted model, not a curated record. Lineage: Eukaryota; Metazoa; Arthropoda; Insecta; Hymenoptera; Apidae. Gene Ontology annotation, biological process: phosphatidylserine exposure on apoptotic cell surface; engulfment of apoptotic cell; apoptotic process involved in development. Gene Ontology annotation, cellular component: plasma membrane.
AAUUCUUUUUUCUCCUUUUUUUUCUUUUGGAAUUAUAUGUUUGAUGGUCAUUCCAAGAUUUCGACUAUACUUGAGAUGUGCUGUACUCGAAUGAUCUUGCUUUACGAGCUUUUUAGAAAGACAUAUCUCUUCUUGAUUUUGAAAAGUGAAAAAAUAAAAUUUUAAAUUGCUAUUUUUAUUUAUCUCUUUUUUAUAAUAAUUUUUAUAUAAUAAGAAGCGUUAUUAUGUUUUACGAAAAAUUGAACGAAAAUCGUUAAGAUAUUUUAUUACAAUUUAUUGAUAUAAUGAUUGAAAUACUCAAUCAUAUCAUAAUAAUUUUAUAAGAUAAUAAUAGAAGCGUGAAAAUAAUGCACGUUACUUAUUUUUCUUAUUAAAUUGUAAAUGCAAAAUAACUGAUAGUAAUUCAGAGGUCUAGAUUCACAUCAAAAAAGUAUAAAGAAAAUUAUUCUUUUAGUUCCUUUUUGUUCUUUUUCUUUUUCUUCUUUUUUUUUAAGAAUAGCUAUUUUUGCGAUCAAAACAGCAUAUUCUGUUUUCCAAUUCUAUGAUUUACAUUAUCUUUAAAGAAACUAGUAUUAGUUAUUGUAUAAACCAGAUGAGUACAGCGUGACAUUUUAAUUCUGAAAUCAUAAACCUGUAUUUAACCUCAUAUGUGAGAUUUGAGAGUAAAAGAUAAUUAUUUAUUACUUUUUUGCCUUUUUUGAGAAUAUUUUUUUCAUAAAGUGCGAACUUUAUGAAACCAUGGGUUGUCCAAGCAUUUUUAGGUAUUAAGAAGCACUUCGCAUUAAUUUACCUGAAUGUAUUGUUUUUUUAGCACAUUCGAGAGAAUAUGUACUGUCAUUUUUUAAUAAGCUGCCAGAUAUUUAUACGUAUAAAAAUUCAAGCAUUUCCACGGAGGAUACUCGAUAUUUUCUUCUUUGUACAUAUAUUACUGUUGCUGUUUUCUCUUUUUGUUUCAGUAUGCUUAAAGUAUUCCUAUCUCCGUAUGAGUAUAGAGAGAUAUAUACAUGUAUAUAUAUCUUCAAUCUGAUUUUUGAACUGUAAGACUGAUUUUACAAAUCGGCAUUUCAUUUCCGUAUGAAUGUCUUUUUAUGUUAGUUUUAACUGUGAAAAUAAUUUUAUAAUGUAAAAGAUCUGUUUCUCUAAGCAAAGUUUUUAUCAUAUUGCAAAUGAAUGAGAUGUGCAAGAGAUUUUCUUUAAAUACGUCGGCAUUAAUGUAUAUGUACUUAUAGAGUUCAUGUUUUUUAUAAUAUUAAAUUGCACCGUGGCACAUACUUAUUCCUUUAACUUGGAAACUUGUAUAGAUUUAGGAAUAUUAUGUACAUCCUGAUAACACUACCAAUUAAAAUAUUGUAUUCAUUUUGUACUAAUUUAGAAAAAAGAGCGGUUAUAAAAAUGUAUGGUAAAAAUAUAAAAAUUUUGGAUAUUCCUAAAUCUAUUAUAACUUUAAUGUUUGAUAUGAUUUUUGGAUUGUUGUGCGUCCGAAUGUUUGUGUGAUAUUUUGAGAAAAAUAAAAUGUAAUUCGUUUUUCAACCUUUAUAGUUAAAAAUGGAUCAUUUAUUACGAUGGAAUAUACGUAAUAAGCAUUAUUUAUUAAUAUAAUUAUUAUAACAAAAUAACUUUCUAUAAUUUAAUCGUCAUCUUUCACUUAUUAAUUGUAAAUUUAAUUCAAUGAGAAAAUAAGAAGUGCGAUUUUAAAUACAAUUAUUAAUUUACGUAAUAGUGAAUAUUUGACCAAACUAAAAACUUAAUGACCUUAGAAAAAGUGGCCUUUUUUAGGGAGGACAAUUUUAUAAAAUUUGAUAGUGUAUAUGUAAAAAAAUAUGAAAUGUAAUGGAAGGAAAAUUCAAUUUCUGGACAUUUUUGUAUUAGCAAUUUUUAAUCAAUCUCCAAAUCAUUGGAAUCCAAUUUACGAGAAAGAUCUAUUUAUAUAAAGAUCUACAAUGACUUAAAUAAAUAAUUAUCAAUUUCGAAGUUAUAUAGAUAGUUUUUCAUUGUAUAAAGACACUAGGAGAAAUUAUUUAUACGAUUAUAGUCACAUUCUUCGAAAAAUACUAAAAGAAGUCAUGGAAAUAAAUGCGUGUUAACAUCAAUGUCCAUAUUUUCCAAUAUUUUUAAAUUUUUAAAUAUGUACACAUAAUACUGCCUUAAUAGCGGUCUAUUUUAUACGAAAAUAGUUAUAAAAUCUAGAUUAUCAGAAUUAUAAAUACAUUGUUUAUAUACAUUUUAUUUAUAAUAUUAUUUUCGUUAUAUUAACAAUAUAGUUGCAGAAAUGAAAUGAAAUAAUAAAAAUAUGAGAACCACUGACGAAGAAUGUGAGAGAUUGAUUAAUCAUUUUACGCAAAGUUGUCGAUGAGAACCACUGCUUGGAAUUCCUGACUACUUGGUCGACAAUCUUGCGUUUUAGAGUUAGUGGAGCAACGAUAAGUGCAAUGUUACUUUAUUACAUUGUUAUAUAGUAAUCUAUAUAUAGUUGUCUCUUGAAUCAACAGGUAAAUUGAACUAAAGUUUGUUUGAAAUAAAAUAAGCGGCCUUCUUAAAUGUGAAUCGCCGGAAAAUGUACCAACACAAUCAAAAAGCAACGCAGAUCGUGGAUAGUCGGUGAGGAAAAGUUUUAUUUUUGAAAGCGUCCGCGAAGUAUACAGAUAAAUUCCUCGCAUUCCAACGCUGGUCCAAGCUCUUGCGAGCCCAGCAUCUAGAUGAGAAUGUUACUUUUGUGAUUACUCAUUCGGUGACAUCUGAGGAAUGUGUUAGCUUUCUUCAUCCACUGUAUGAGACAAUUGUUAUAUUGUGGAAUGUGUGGCAUAGGUUGACAAGAAGAAAAGGUGCUGGAUAAUCCAAAUGGAUAACAAAAGCCCAUUAUGGCCCAGCAUCUGCAGACACAGCAUCAACACGAAUUUUUACCAUUGUGUGAUGUAUUAUUCAACAUAAUCUCCCUUGCAUCAUAUUUUUGUGACGUUGUUUUUGACUUUGCAAUGGUAUAUGCUCUUGCCCAACAUUCUGUAGCUCCUCCAAUUCUCUUUCCCUUAAGUAUUGUUCUUAUAGCAACUUCAUUAAUUAUUUCUCAGAUUAUUAGUGUAAGAUGGUAUUUGUGGGGAGCCAGAGGCAAACUAACUGGUAACAAUAUAGCAGAUUGCAAUAUCAAUGGAAAGAAAGAAAAUGGGAAUUGGACAAUAUGGUGUGUUUUAUUGCUUCAUUCAACUCAAGUUGGAGUAUUAUGGAGAUACUUCAAAUUAUUUAUUCCAGUUAAUUUAACUUAUGUUAAACAUGAGGUUAGAGAACUUUGUGUAUUACGCCUUAUUCAUGCCUUCUGUGAAGCUGCACCAAUGUUACUUCUGCAGUUAUAUCUCUUGUCUAUUGGAGUCAAUAAUGAUUCAAAUACAGAUGUUGGAAAAACAAAGGAAACUGACAGAGACAGUGAUAAGUUAGCAAAAUUAACUGCAGUAUCUGCUGGUCUAUCUUUGUGGAGUGUAUGUUGGGCAGUUGCUAGUUUUAGCAAAGGUGCAGCACGUCUUCGUAAUUUAGAACGUUUGGUAUUGACAUGGCUAGGUGUGCUGGCACAACUAGCUUGGCGUUUAGGAACUGUAAGCGCUAGAGUAGGAGUAUUGGUAGCUUAUGCUUCACUUUAUGGUGGACAGUGGUUGCUAAUUGUCAUGGCUCUCCACUGGCUAUCAAUGUUGAUGUGGUUGCUACUCACGCCAGAUGGUCUUUUUCACGGUGGUGAACAUUUGCCUAUUUUAAGAAAAACGUCUUUAGCCUCACUCCUUGCAUUUGUUUAUAUAUUUGCGUAUGUAAAUUUACACGAAACAAAUCAUCGUCAAAAAAUGGUAAUUUUUUACACAGUAAUGUUUUUGGAGAAUAGUUUACUCAUUGGUGUAUGGAUAGUUGGUGUUAAUAGAACAGAUCUUCUUCCACACCAACAUCAUCCAAACCCUGUAACUUUAGUACUUACACUAUUAGCCUUAUUUUUUGGUGGUAUGUUUUUCAUGGGGCUCUAUUAUAGAUUUUUUCAUGUACGAAGAUUAAGGUAUGAAGCAGGUGGUAGAAUGACAGCUUCGAAUCUCACAGCUUUGUCAAACCAGGAUAAUCUGGAAGAAAAACAAAUAGAAUAUACAGAAGAUAAAAAAUUAAAUAUGAAUGUAGGAGUAAGGAAAGUUAAGUUGAGUAAUGGUGGAAUACCAGGAGUAUUUAAUUGUCGUUUUACAAAUCCAGCUGCAGUAAAUCCAAAUCGAAAAAAGAAAAAACCAACAACAUUCGUACCUCCUCCACCACCACAGUCUGAAACUGGAACUGUCACAACUUCCAUGAACACAGUGACUGAAUCGAAACAAUGGCUUGGCGUGAAUAAUAAUUCACGUCAAUUAAUACCGUUUUGGAAGAAAUCUGUGAAUUCCGGCAUGAUACAGAAUGAUCAUUCAAAUGAACAAAAAAUUGGAAUGGAUGCUGCAACUGCUGGCUCUCUAAGUGUAAAUUUAAUAAGAGAGAAACUUCAAGAGAAGAAGCAGCAGCAGUUGCGAGAAUUAAGAGCAAUUCAAGAAGAAAUAAAAGAAGGAAAGUUAUUUCCUCCGCCAUCAGCUUCAGCAUCAUCAUUUUCGUCAUCGCCUGCAUCAAAUCAGCAACCACCUCCUAAUACAAAAUUACAUACUUCCCCCAGUUCUCCUUUAUUCACAUCUGAGCCAUCAGUAGGUGAUCAAAAUGGAGGACUAGCCUUAUCUUCGUGGCCACCAGUGAAAAUGCACUGUCUUUUACCUCCACCACCAUCAUCUUCCUAUUACCCAAACAUUCAUCCUUCGAAUUCAUGGAGAACAACGCAAAGAGAAAGAGCGGACACUCCAGAAAUUUUACUCGCACCGCGCUGUCUUCCUCAUCAUUAUUCCCAUUGGACACCGUCUACUCAUGUUAAUCAUCGUCAAAAUGGUGGAGAGGAAAGUUCUAAAGGCGAGGGAGAGGUAGAAGGAGAUCUUAGCGAUAUGGAAGGUAGUCAAGUAUCAUUGCCCCGAAGCUAUACUCUACCACGCGAAUUUAAGUAUCAUCACCCAAACAAUACUGCCAGAGAACGAGAACGACGUGUAGGAAAUAACAAAGUUCCAGCCUCACGUUUUUACUUACCUUCUACUAAUAGUUCCGAUGGAGAUGUAGAUAGUGCGGAUAAUGAAGAAGAGACGGAUUCUGAAGUACACUAUCGCAUGAAAAAUAAUCAUGAGUCUAACAAUCAUAAUGAAACGCAACAGCAGCAACAGCAACGAUUUGCGUUUGAGGAUAAUAAUAAAAAUGAAUUUUUAAAUCCAGAUUCUUCAGCAACCGUUAUCAUGUCUGGAAAUUCUUAUUUAAAUAAUUCUCAAGGACUACUUCGACCAAGUCAAUUGUUCAGAAACAGGGUUAAACAUGAAACGAAGCUUUGAAGCUUCUGUUUUUAUUCAUAGUAUUUUAGGAAUUGUAUAAUAGCUAAUUGAAGGUUUGAAACAAGAAGACUGUACAUGAUCUAUUUUUAUAAAAUUAUUAAUUUCUUAUGCGCGUAUUUUUUAACAUUCUUAUGAUGUUCAGAUUAACAUUUCUAAGGGUUAGAUGCUAACCAUAAGAAUUGUACAUAAAAGAGGAGUGAAUAUAGACUUCAUAGACUUUUAUAUACUCUAUAAACUUCAUAGGCUAAUGAUGUUACAUUUGUUCCUUGUAAAUGAUGAUACAACUAUGUACAAAAAAGCAUGUCAAACAACCGAGUAUGUGUUUAUUUUUACGAUCUAAGUAAAUACAUACGAUCUGAAAAGUUUUGAUAUUUUUUACAUAACAUACAAUUUCUUUUUCAAUAAAUUAUUAAUUCUCUUGUAUUCUGGAAGAAAAUAUAUAGUUUAAACUCUUCAUAAUGUUAAUUACUUUAUAAAUAUGGUACUUUUUGAUACAAUGGAUUAUAUAAACAGAUAAGAUAUUUGAACUCAUUAUAUUUAUUUUAUAUUAAAAAAUAGAUAGAUAUGUAUUUAAAUUAUACAAUUAUCGUAAA